GCCAUUCUUAACUGUGUAAACUUAAGCCAAUACAUCAGGCGCUCACUACACCCUAUAGCCUAACAAUUCAUAUUUACUCAUUCAGUCAUCUUAUUUUGGAAAAAAAAAAGAAGCCAGGUCAGAGCUGCUUGAUGGACUUGUUUUUGUACGUAGUCCAGCCCUGAUUACUACGUGUAUGUUUUUGCUGUAUCAUAAGCUGCUGGAGGGAUAUGUGUUGUACCUGGGUUGUGUAUAAAAAGAGAAAGGGAAUACUGACAACUCACGUCCACCUGCUGAGGACCAAGGAGCGGGACAAUGUUUGCAUUCUUGAUUUGCAUCUUGGCGCUGCAUCAGGCGCAGUCUGCCUGUGUUCUGCAAGACAUUUGCACGGACAGCAAAGCAGUUCAGGAUGAGAUCGUUGAAAUGCAUAACGGCUACAGGAAAACUGUCCAGCCCCCUGCCGCAGACAUGCUGAAGAUGAGCUACAGUGAGAAGCUGGCUGCCAGCUCUCAGGCCUGGGUUGACGAAUGUAAUGUGGCUCAUGGACCACCCAGCACUCGCAUGCUUGAUGGAUAUGAAUUAGGGGAGAAUCUCUUCUACUCAAACUCACCAGUCUCCUGGACCGAGGUUAUCCUGGCCUGGCACAACGAGGCGCCACUUUACCAGUAUCCUGAAAGCGCCAAAGUCUCUACUGGUCACUACGUACAGAUUGUGUGGAACAGCUCCUACAAAGUCGGCUGUGGAGUUGCAUUGUGCCCCAACAACAUCUACUUCUACGCCUGCCAGUACAACAGAGCAGGAAACUUCCAGAAUUGGCCGCCUUAUAAGCCUGGAUCCCCGUGUGACCUCUGUCCAAAUGACUGUGAGGACAACCUCUGCACCAACCCGUGUCCUUACAUUGAUUAUUUCCUCAACUGCCCAAGCAUGAAAGCAAAGAUUGGCUGCGGCCAUAAACAGAUGAAAGUCUCGUGUCCUGCUUCCUGCACAUGCUUUGACAAAAUCAUCCCCAUAUAUUAAAUUCAAGCCCUUCAAAUACUCUAUCCAAUAUGUGUAUAACACAAAUCUUUUCUCUUAAAGUUUAAUUCUAAAAUAUUAAUAAUCUCUAAUCUACACCCAGCGGGAAUCAUCAGGGUUUGGAGAUGUAUUCCCUGUGUUGCAGGACCAUGGAGGAUAUCAUUCAGGGACACGUCUCCCUCUGAGCAUUAGGAAUUGCAGAGAUGUUAGCAGAAAUAAGAAAUGCUAUUUUAGUGCUUCCAUGCAUAAGAUGAUACAAAUUGAAAAUGUUGAUCUUACACAAUA
Molecule: messenger RNA, 1278 nt
Organism: Notolabrus celidotus (New Zealand spotty)
Lineage: Eukaryota; Metazoa; Chordata; Actinopteri; Labriformes; Labridae
Product: cysteine-rich venom protein
Exons: 9
Coding region: 295-996 (233 amino acids)
Cellular component (GO): extracellular region
Source: RefSeq, a predicted model, not a curated record